CUUGACUAUCUCUUGCACGAUUAUAAUAAUCGUGGGGCGGAGCUGUUUAACUCGUUUGAUGCUCUUUGGACAAUAUUCAUAGCCGCAGCAGCGGAUCAGAAUACUGGUCAAAAGUAUUGCAUUAUCGAUGCGCUAGAUGAAUGCGAUCUAGAAUCGCAAGAGAUUCUAUUACAACAGUUUCACGAAACCUUUUUGAGCCAGGAUGCUCCAUCAAAUAUCCGGAUAUUAGUCACCAGUCGGCCAUAUUCUAAGAUCCGCGAAUACUUGGAAGAAUUCACAAACAAGAACCUAGCAUCCUUUUCCCAAGCAAAGCAAGACGUUGAUCGGUGUAUCAAGGAAAGAGUAGCAGAUCUUGCCAAGAAAAAAAAGUACACAGACAAGGUUAAACAGCAAGUCAGCGACAUCCUUAGAGAGAAAGCCGAAGGUACUUUUCUCUGGGUUGGCUUAGCAUGCGAGGAGCUGAAGGAUGUCCCUUCAAAGAACGCUAUUCAAGUCUUACAAACCAUGCCUAAAGGACUUUAUUCACUCUAUGAGAGGCUCCUCGAUACAGCUCUUGAACAGGACAUGACUGAAGCUGACAUAGUCCGACACAUCCUAAGCUUAGUUGCCGUUUCUGUGCGGCCGCUAAGCGUGUUAGAGCUAUGUGAAGCUUGCCAACUAUACCAAGACGAAGAGGAUAUAGAUACACGAAUCCGGUUUACACGAGAUCAAGUUGCAUCCUGCCGUCUCAUCAUCAUCAUCGAAGGUGGAAAAGUGCUCUUACUACAUCAGUCCGUGAAAGACUAUUUAGUUAGAGCUGACCCUAGUUCCUUUAUCAAUGAGCUCGAAGCUCAUGCCAAUAUUGCCUAUCGCUGUGUCAAUAUUCUUAUCGAACAGCUCUAUAGCAAGGAACAGUCACAUGUCCACUUCUUGUCUUACGCAACUGAAGAAUGGGUCAACCACGCGCGUAUGGCACAGUCAAGAUUUGAAGUUAGAGACUCGGAAGCUGAGUUCUUUAGAGUCAAUUCGCCUAGUCGGGAGUACUGGAUAGAG
Messenger RNA from Trichoderma atroviride IMI 206040, 1032 nucleotides. RefSeq lists its product as uncharacterized. NCBI's taxonomy places the organism in Eukaryota, Fungi, Ascomycota, Sordariomycetes, Hypocreales, Hypocreaceae. The record is from RefSeq and is a predicted model, not a curated record.